Daktulosphaira vitifoliae (grape phylloxera) is the source of this 821-nucleotide messenger RNA. RefSeq names its product dynein regulatory complex protein 8-like. The transcript has 5 exons. The record is from RefSeq and is a predicted model, not a curated record. Gene Ontology annotation, molecular function: calcium ion binding. The coding region runs from base 6 to 611 and encodes 201 amino acids. NCBI's taxonomy places the organism in Eukaryota, Metazoa, Arthropoda, Insecta, Hemiptera, Phylloxeridae.
UCGUAAUGAGCGCAAAUGACGAAAGUAGUAAUAAUGAAGAAGAAGAUAACAUCGAAGUAACGAUUGAAAAUGAACUUCAAAAGACAAUAGGAGAUGCAUUUUUGUUGUUCACCUCGGAAAAUAAUCGCCAAUCUAUAUCUGUCACAGAUCUUGGCAAGGUCAUUCGUCAUAUAGGAUGUGUACCAAGUGAAUUGGAGUUGAAAGAAUUCGCAAAAGAGGUUGUAAAUCCAAAAUAUCCAAAAAUUAUUAAAAUUAAUGUUUUUAUGCGACAUAUGGAAAUGCAGGUUCGAGCAUUCAGGUAUAGACCGGGUACGGCCAUUGAACUUCUUCAAGCGUUUCAGUUAUUGGACAUGGACCGGAAAGGUUCACUUUCCAUCGAAGAAAUUGAAACUGCUUUAAAAGGCGGCGAAUCGUUCGAUGAUGACGAAAUAGCCUAUGCUAUCAAAUCAUCCUACGAUCCUGAUAAUGAGUGUAUAUAUUAUGACACGUGGAUCAACAAGUUACUGGGCAAAACUAAAACGGACAUAUACGCAUUAAUACCAGUUGACAAAUUAGACGAAAAGGAUGCAGUAUUAAAACAACUUUUGGGUCAAAAUCAAAAUAAAUUGUGAACUAAUCAUAUUCAACCGAUAGAUAUUAUAGAAUUUAGUGUUAAAAAUAAGAAUAAAUUAAUUAAUUUAAUAUUCUACGAAUUAUUAAAAAUAUAUGUUUUUCAUUCUACCUAAGCAUAAACCAGGCGAUUGAAACAUAUACUGUUAAAUAAUAGAAUGUCUUUGUAAAACCAAAAUAAUUACUUGUGAAUAAAAUUCAAUGAAAUGCUU